AGAGGGAGGGAAGGGAAGGCAGGCGCGGGGGAGCUCCGCGGCCCCGUCUGUGUGUGCCGGCGGGCGGGGGCCAGCGGCUGGGCUGAGCAAACGGGCCGGCUGCGGAGCACCCCUGCGGCGCGGCCACCGGCUGCCGCGGUUGCUAGCCGCUGCUUGCCACAGGCCGGCAGUGAAAGCCUUGCGGCAGAGAGCUGCUCCCUCCUCUUGUUGGGGUGUGUUUGGUUUGUUUUGUUUUGGUCUCGGUUCGGAGUUUUUUGUAACUGUUUACCAAAAAGCGGCACAACAAGUGGAUGGUGCCGGCGGGUGCUGGCUGAGCCGCUGCCGUUCGCCCUGCCUGGGGGAGAAGGUGCAAGAAGAAGCCGUCGUGCCCUCCCUGGGAGCGGGCUCGCUACGCGGAUUAUUUCACGUCGAUUUACAAAUCUCUUGCGAAAACUGGGCUUGGAAAAACUAGUGACCACGCCGAUCCAUUCAUUCCAUCUCUCUCACACACAAACGCGCCGCCUUCAUUUUUUAUCAUCCCUUCGAAGCAGGACUCUCGCUCGUUGCCUUUCGCCAAUGCCCGGGCGAGCAGCAGCGGCAGUGCCUGUGGCUGUGCAGAGCCGCCUCGCCCGCGCACCCCCGGCGCUCUUGUUGCACCCGGGAAGGAGGGGGAGAAAUAACUCCUCAACCUGUGGUGCCGACUGACCACACACACCUGCAAAUGCAGAGCGGUCGGCGUAGCCCUCUCCUCAGGACUGCUGUCACCAGAUCCUUACAAUAGCAGCCUUGCUAUUUCUCUGCUUGGGAGCUGUUAAGUGCUUCUUCUGCAUGACAAUAACCAAAGGGUGACCCAUCCACUCCCUUAUGUCCUAUGGGGACCUCAGAGCCAGCUUCUCAGUCUUCAUCUCUUCCUCCUCCUCCUCCUCCUCCUCCUCCCACUGCUGCUGACACCUUGGGUGCUGCUCCCAGGUUUGAGACGUUGUUGACAGGCUGAAGAAAGGAUUUGCAAAGACCUCCUCACUGUGUAAAUAAAGUGAUGGCUGGAAUUAAUGUCAACUUCCCAAGUAAUGAUAUUAAACAAUAAGAUUGCUAAACCAAAGCAUUACCAGGAACAAAUUAUGAGGAAAGAGACUAUUUGCAUGUGGUUGCAGUGAUGAACUAAAAUGGUCUGUGGAGAGCAGGUACCCUCUGAUUUGCAUUAUUUUUUCUUCAUGAAUGCAGUCUUUGAAGCCUACCAGGUAGACAUGAUUCUGGUCAGCUCUGUGAUAGCCACAGGAGAUAAAGGAAAGUAAAGGGUUUUGGUGAAUGAAAGAACAAGGCUCAGCUAUCCUCUGGUUCAAUUUGAAAGCUUCAUCUUUUCUUCUUCCAAACCAGCAGUUUGUGUCAAAUAUUCUGGACACCAAGAAAGUGCAGGUCUGUGCUUCUCCAAGAUACCAAAUCAGUGUUAACAGCUGUGUUGCCCUGCUCAAAUGGCUUUGAGCUUCCUAGCAGAAGUUGAGGCUGCACUGUAAAUAAAGCAUUAUAUUUUUUUUUGCAUUUAGGAAAAAAAAAGGCAGUUGCAAAAUGGAGGUGGCAAUGGUGAGUGCAGAUAGCUCUGGGUGCAACAGCCACAUGCCCUAUGGAUAUGCGGUCCAGGCUCGGGCUCGUGAGAGAGAGCGGCUGGCACAGUCAAGAGCCGCAGCAGCUGCAGCCGUAGCAGCAGCCACAGCAGCAGUGGAAGGUGGGGCAACAGGUGGAGGUGGACCAUAUCACCACUACCAUGAGGAAGAGAGUCGAGGUGCAUCCUCCUCUCAUGGUGGGAGUGCGUCACGUGGCAGCAUGCCCCGCCGGCAGAGCGGGAAGAGGCGGAAGAAAGGGAAGAAGAGGAGCCACCAGUUAGGAAGUAGGGAGUGUGGGGCCUCCUUCCCCUGUUCUGAGCUGCUGCCUCUCAGUGGCUCUGAAGAGAGAAUACUGAAGGACUUGAGUGAGGAGGAUGAGGAGGAUGAAGAUGAGGAUGAAGAUGAUGAGGAAGAAGGAAAGGCCUACUACAGUGAUGACUAUGGGGAGGAUGAGCUUUCGUACUUGGACCAGCCACCCGAUGAUGGUGGAGGCCCUGGGGGUUACAGCUCUGUUCGCUACAGUGAGUACGAGUGUUGUGAGCGUGUGGUAAUCAACGUCUCAGGACUGCGCUUUGAGACCCAGCUGAAGACUUUAGCUCAGUUCCCAGAGACGUUGUUGGGUGAUCCUGCGAAGCGAGGGAGAUACUUUGACCCUCUCAGGAAUGAAUACUUCUUUGAUAGGAACCGGCCCAGCUUCGAUGCCAUCCUGUACUACUACCAGAGCGGUGGUCGGCUGAAGAGGCCAGUCAAUGUACCCUUUGACAUCUUCUCUGAGGAGGUGAAAUUCUACCAGCUUGGGGAAGAGGCCAUGCUCAAGUUUAGGGAGGAUGAAGGGUUUGUCAAAGAGGAGGAGGAGAAACUUUUGCCAGAGAAUGAAUUUAAGAAACAGGUUUGGCUGCUGUUUGAGUACCCGGAGAGCUCCACUCCAGCCAGAGGCAUUGCUAUUGUCUCUGUCUUGGUCAUCCUGAUCUCCAUCGUCAUCUUUUGUCUGGAGACUUUGCCAGAGUUCAGAGAUGACAAAGAAUUCCUCGUGUCCCUGAGCCUGGGGAAGGGGCUUUCGAACGAGUCUCUUCACCUGUAUGGUGGGGAGCACACCAUCUUCAAUGACCCUUUUUUCAUUGUAGAGACCGUGUGCAUCAUUUGGUUCUCCUUUGAGUUUACAGUGCGCUGCUUUGCCUGUCCGAGCAAAGCACAGUUCAUCAAGAACGUCAUGAACAUCAUAGACAUUGUUUCCAUCUUGCCUUACUUCAUUACACUGGGCACUGACUUGGCGCAGGAGCAGGGCAGCAACGGCCAACAGGCCAUGUCUUUUGCCAUCCUGAGGAUCAUCCGUCUGGUCAGGGUGUUUCGCAUCUUCAAGCUCUCCAGGCACUCCAAGGGUUUGCAGAUCCUGGGUCACACGCUCAGGGCCAGCAUGAGGGAACUUGGCCUCCUCAUCUUUUUCCUUUUUAUUGGAGUCAUUUUGUUUUCCAGUGCUGUUUACUUCGCGGAAGCCGACGAGCCUGCCACCCACUUCCAAAGCAUCCCAGAUGCCUUUUGGUGGGCUGUAGUGACCAUGACUACAGUUGGUUAUGGGGAUAUGAAACCCAUAACUGUGGGGGGGAAAAUAGUUGGGUCCCUGUGUGCCAUUGCGGGAGUGUUAACUAUUGCUUUACCAGUGCCAGUGAUUGUCUCCAAUUUUAACUAUUUCUACCACAGAGAGACUGAGAAUGAAGAACAGACGCAGCUGAUGCAAAACGCAGUCAGCUGCCCUUACCUCCCAACAAAUUUACUGAAGAAAUUUAGAAGCUCCUCAUCUUCAUCCGCAGAGGAUAAAUCAGAGUAUUUGGAAAUGGAAGAAGGAGUUAAAGAAUCCCUUUGUGUAAAGGAGAAAAAAAGUCAGGACACGGGGAAUAGCAGUGAGUCAGAGAAGAAAAACUGUGUAAAUUCAAAUUCUCUGGAGACCGAUGUGUAACUUUGAACGUUUCCAAACAGGUUUAUGCAUUAAAGAGUGCAGUGAAAACAAUGAAAUAUGCAAUCAAGAGUCCACAGCAUACAGUAGUAUGCCAUUUAAUGGUUAAAUACAAAUAAAAAGCGUUGCUAAACUUGUAUUACAUAUCAAGCAAGUGGUGUAACUCCAGAAAGGGAUUGCUAGAUCUGAUGUAAUUUCAGGCUUUCUAUUCUUAUUAGAAUGCGAGUGUUUUGCACAUGAGGCUGAAAAACUCAUUGAAACCAAGUCAGUUUUAAAGUGGAUGCAUGAACUGUCGACAUCACUAAUAACAGCUCUGUGGUAAAAGUUGGCAUUCAGAGGUAUUUACUAUGUAAGAAGCAAUGAAGUUUGGUAGUCAUUUAUCUGUUUAUCAGUGCUUUAAUAGCAGCUACCAUAAAUCAUUGGAUACCGUAGUCAUUGUUUUUCAAAUGGUAAAUUUAUUGUAAAAAGAUAUUCUACAGAAGAUAGAUCUAAUUUUUUUUUUUUUUUCUGGAACUCUAUAAUGCUUGUUUUUAACUGGAAAUUUACUUGGAAAAAAGGCUGCUGACCCUCCAGAAAUUGUUUAUUUUUAUAACUCUCUUUGGAGGCACCGCAGCAUUUGUUGUCUAAUAACGAAAGAAACGAAGUAUGAGAUUCAUUUAACCUGGUCUGACUGCAAUGGCAAAACGACUGGAAUGCUUUUUUGCACUACUUUAUAUGCUGGAGAUAUAUUGAAAGAGACUUCAUACUGUGAAUGUUUACUAAUGUAAUAGUUCAAUGACAAUCAUUGGAAGAGUGAAUUCUGCAUCAUAUUUUAUUGUUCCUUUUUUUCCUUUAUGUGAUGCUGAUGGUGAAACAGCUAACAUUACAUUAAUUCCAUCCUCUUUUUAAUUAUGGAUAUCUGUGAUCUGAAAAAAAGGAUUGUGAAGUAAAAUUUUAUAAUCAAA
Molecule: messenger RNA, 4472 nt
Organism: Pogoniulus pusillus (Red-fronted tinkerbird)
Lineage: Eukaryota; Metazoa; Chordata; Aves; Piciformes; Lybiidae
Gene: KCNA4
Product: potassium voltage-gated channel subfamily A member 4
Exons: 2
Coding region: 1543-3531 (662 amino acids)
Biological process (GO): protein homooligomerization; potassium ion transmembrane transport
Cellular component (GO): dendritic spine; voltage-gated potassium channel complex; axon
Molecular function (GO): delayed rectifier potassium channel activity; potassium ion binding; protein binding
Source: RefSeq, a predicted model, not a curated record